Messenger RNA from Helianthus annuus (common sunflower), 2652 nucleotides. RefSeq lists its product as uncharacterized. Gene Ontology annotation, molecular function: nucleic acid binding; RNA-DNA hybrid ribonuclease activity. Gene Ontology annotation, biological process: DNA integration. The coding region runs from base 1 to 2652 and encodes 883 amino acids. NCBI's taxonomy places the organism in Eukaryota, Viridiplantae, Streptophyta, Magnoliopsida, Asterales, Asteraceae. The record is from RefSeq and is a predicted model, not a curated record. The transcript is spliced from 3 exons.
AUGGUUGGUGUUCCACGGCAUAUAGCGGAACACCGGCUAAAUGUCUCAGAGGAUGCAAAGCCAGUAGUGCAUGCUAAACGACAUCUGGGAGACAUCAAACAUGAUGCAAUGAAAGAACAAGUGUUAGAACUGCUAAGCGCAGGAAUCAUCAGGGAAGUCCGGUACCAAACGUGGGUAGCAAGCCCAGUCAUGGUAAAGAAACCGAAUGGUAGUUGGAGAAUGUGCGUCGACUACAAGGAUCUGAACAAAGCAUGUCCCCGUGACUGCUAUGCUUUGCCAGACAUAGACGAGAAAAUCGAUUCUUUGGCAACGUUUCGAUGGAAAUGUUUUCUGGAUUGCUACAAAGGAUACCACCAGGUCCAGAUGGCUGUUCAAGACGAGGAUAAAACCGCAUUCCGCACGCCAACGGGGCUAUACUGCUACACCAAGAUGCCGUUCGGCUUAAAGAAUGCAGGUGCUACGUAUCAACGGUUGAUGAACGAAACAUUCAAUGACGCCAUCGGUAAAUACAUAGAGGUAUACAUGGACGAUCUGGUAAUCAUGAGCAGGGAGGAGAGCGCGAUGCUGGCAAAUAUUCAGAAAACCUUCAACACGCUGCGCAGCGUGAGCAUCAAACUAAAUCCAGCAAAGUGCUCAUUCGGAAUGGAGGAAGGAAAGUUUUUGGGCUUCAUAGUCACUAAAGAUGGUUUUAAGGUGAACCCAGAAAAGGUCCAGGCCAUAGAGAGGAUGCCUUCACCAGCAAGCAUCAAAGACAUGCAAAAGCUCGCAGGACGAUUGGCAGCCCUCAAUCGAUUCCUAGCCAACCACGCGGCAAAAUCCUUCCCAUUCAUCAAGACCUUGCGCAACUCCUCCGACAAGGCCGUCGGAGCCGUAUUGCUGGUUGAUCGACAAGGUGUCCAAACACCUGUGUAUUAUGUGUCCAGAACCUUAACCGACCCAGAAACAAGAUACGCAAUCAUGGAAAAGCUUGUCCUUGCACUGAUUCACGCGUCAAGAAGGCUGCGCCGAUAUUUCGCCAAUCACGUCAUCCACGUGUUAACAAAUUACAAUAUUGGGAAUAUCCUAGAAAGGCCGGAAAUAUCAGGAAGGUUGGCCAAAUGGGCGAUAGAGCUAGGGGGACACAACGUAGUCUUCAGACCACGACCGUCAAUAAAAGGCCAAGUUUUGGCAGACUUCAUGACGGAAGUCCCGGAUGACAGAGACAGAGAGUGUAAGGCGAUGGAGAAAGCGGAGAAAAAACAAACCGAAGAGCCAUGGCUGCUGUAUACAGACGGUGCGUCCAACGAAGAUGGGGCAGGCGCGGGGCUACGGCUAGUGAGCCCUGACAAACACGAGUUCACUUACGCCAUACGCCUAGACUUCAAGAGCACAAAUAACGAAGCAGAGUAUGAAGCCUUUCUGGCCGGCUUGCGUUUGGCAAUCAAAAUGGGAGUCCGACAUAUUGAGGCACAUGUGGACUCCAUGUUAGUGGCAGGCCAAAUCAACGGUCAAUACGAAGCCAAGGGCGACAUAAUGGCACUCUAUCUCAACCAAGCAAAGACGUUGCUGCAAACUUUCUAUUCUUACAAGGUACACCACAUAAACCGCAGUGAAAACAAGCCGGCAGACGCCUUAAGCAAGCUUGCGUCGACAAGUUUUCAACACCUAGCCAAAGACGUACGCAUAGAAGUUUUAAGCAACCCGUCUGUUCCACUCCGAGAAGUCAGCGUCAUCCAAACAGGAACCACCUCCUGGAUGACACCCAUCAUCAUGUACUUACAGUCCGGGAUACUUCCAGAAAAUAAAGCUGAGGCGCGGAAAAUCCAGUAUAAAUCAGAACAUUAUCAAAUAGCGGACGGGAUAUUGUACCGCAAGUCAUAUCUCGGCCCGCUGCUUAGAUGUGUCGACGCCGACGACGCAAAUUAUCUGAUCCGGGAAGUACAUGAAGGCAUCUGUGGCAUCCACGCCGGGCCGCGCAUGGUAGUGGCUAAAGUAAUGAACGCCGGUUACUACUGGCCCGGAAUGCACCUCGAUGCCGUGAAGGAAUUAAGAAAAUGCAGCGGCUGCCAACAGCAUGCACCAAAAACCAUGCGUCCAAAAAACGAGUUGGUGCCAGUAACAACCGCAUGGCCCUUUCAGCAAUGGGGCAUAGACAUGGUGGGCCCUUUCCCAGAAGCUCCGGGGGCAGUCAAGUUCAUCAUCGUCGCGGUCGACUACUUCACCAAGUGGGUGGAAGCAAAAGCACUUGCGUCAACCACAUCGGCAGUCGUUAAACGAUUCAUCUGGGAACAAAUCAUAUGCCGUUUCGGCCUACCACUCCGAAUCAUCACCGACAAUGGUACAAACUUUGCAGCAGAUGAUCUCGAACGAUGGUUCAAGGAACUAAACAUUGAACAUACCUUCUCGUCGGUCGCACAUCCGCAAGGGAAUGGUCAAGUUGAAGCAGUCAACAAGAGCAUCGUUGAUGGCAUCAAGGCAAGACUCGGUGAAAAAAGACGAGGAUGGGUCGACGAGCUACCAAGCAUAUUAUGGGCCCAUAGAACAAUGCCCAAGACAAGCAAUGGAGAAACACCGUUCAGCUUGAAAAACCAAGAAAACUGGCUCCCAAAUGGGAAGGCCCGUACAUCAUCGAUGAGGUCCUCGGCAAGGGGGCAUACAAGCUACGCACCAUGA